UUUGACAACAAAGUGUUAGACUCUAUUUCUAAGUACUAGACUUCAAAUGAUAAGGUCCAAAAGAAGAUAUUCAUUUUUUUGUCCUAGAGAACUUAUUUUCCUGUGAAAAUGCCUACCACAAAGAAGACACUGAUGUUCUUAUCAAGCUUUUUCACCAGUCUUGGGUCUUUCAUUGUAAUUUGCUCUAUUCUUGGGACACAAGCAUGGAUCACCAGUACAAUUGCUGUUAGAGACUCUGCUUCAAAUGGGAGCAUUUUCAUCACUUAUGGACUUUUUCGUGGGGAAAGUAGUCAAGAAUUGAGUCACGGACUUGCAGAACCAAACAAAAUCUUUGCAGUUUUAGGGAUACUGAAUAAUUCUUCCCAAAAAACUCUGCAUUUGGUGACUAUCCUGUUCCUGGUCCUGAGUUUGCUCACGUCGCUGCUGAGCUCUGGGUUUACCUUCUACAACAGCAUCAGCAACCCUUACCAGACGUUCCUGGGGCCGAUGGGGGUGUACACCUGGAACGGGCUCAGCGCAUCCUUCGUUUUUGUGACCAUGAUACUGUUUGUGGCGAACACGCAGUCCAACCUUCUCUCCGAAGAGUUGUUCCACAUGCUUUACCCGACAACCACCAAUAAAGGAACGACCCACAGUUACAGAUACUCAUUCUGGCUCAUACUGCUCGUCAUUCUUCUAAAUAUAGUCACUGUAACCAUCAUCAUUUUCUACCAGAAGGCCAGAUACCAGCGGAAGCAGGAGCAGAGAAAACCGAUGGACUAUGCUCCAAGGGACGGAAUUUUAUUCUGAAUUCUCUUUCACCUCAUUUUGGCAUUGCCUCUGUUUUACAUCAGCCCUGAGUAGUAACUGGUUAGCUUCUCUGGACAACUCAGCAUGGUAACGUGACUGUCAUUUGUGACCGUGUUUGUGUUUCGUGACACUGUAUUCUUCAUUGAUGCUGUACUCCUGAAAAGUUUUUCCCACAAGGUUGGGGAAAAUGAAUGGGAAAUAGAGCCAGUCUGUGUGGCAUUCAAAGCAGUAGCAUCAAGACGAGCCCAACGACCUUUCUGACCUGGUCUCACGAUCUGAAAUAAUAAAAGGUUGUGUCAUGUUUU
This is a messenger RNA of Chlorocebus sabaeus (green monkey), 1094 nucleotides long. It is a transcript of the gene CLRN3, whose product is annotated as clarin 3. The record is from RefSeq and is a predicted model, not a curated record. Lineage: Eukaryota; Metazoa; Chordata; Mammalia; Primates; Cercopithecidae.